AAAUAAUACAAAAAGAUUUCAAGUCCAAUCUAACGCUUACAUUAGUAUGGUAAAGAUGCUUAGAAUAAUAUCAGUAUUUUGUGUUUGUCUGUUUGCAGCUGCUUCAGCAGUGCCUGCCAACCUGAUCCUUCGCAAGUUGGAUCCUGCACUUCGUUAUCAACAUGAACGGGACUCCAUUGGGCAAUACCACUUGGUGGACACAUGGAUGACCUUGAGUGAUCUCGCCGAAGUAGCCAGAUACAACCCUGUCACCGACAAUGUUUACCAUCUUUUUACCAGGGAGAACCCCACCGUAAGCCAGCCCAUGUACGUGAACAGCGCCGGUCUCCUCCAAGGCAGUAACUAUAGCAACGGAAGACGGACAAUCGUCAUCAUCCACGGCUGGAGAGAUGGGCCCAUCUCAGACUCUGUGGUCGCUUUAAUCCCAGCAUUCCUGGCUGCUGAGGACCUCAAUGUCUUCGUCGUGGACUGGACUGCUGCAUCUAACUCAAUCAACUACCCUGCGGUACUCUCCAACACCAUUACAUCCGGUCUAGCCGUCGGCCAAUUCAUCAACUGGGUCAAUCAGGUCACUGGCAGCAAUGCUGUGCAGUACCACAUCGUCGGACAUGGCCUUGGAGGGCACCAAGCUGGUAUUGCUGCUAGGAAUGUCAAUGGAGAAGUCGCUUACGUUACUGGCCUGGACCCCUCUCUUGUCGGAUGGAUCAACCACAGCGACCGUUUUGGCCCAGACGAUGGUUCCUACACUGAAGUGAUCCAUACUAAUUGCGGAGUCAAUGGUUACAUCGCAGAUCUAGCCCAAGUGGACUUCUAUCCUAACGGUGGUGAAUCCAUGCCCGGAUGUGACUCCCACGCGUGCGACCAUUCGAGGAGCUACUUCUACUUUGCUGAAUCCAUCACUUCUGGAGGAUUUACUGGAAGACAAUGCGUCAAUUACUUAGCUGCAGUCCUUCAGACUUGUAACGUCCUACCUGGCACUCUUCAGAUGGGUGGCUUGAGGCCUAAGUUUGGAAGUUCUGGAGUGUAUUUAGUUUGGACUAAUGCGUCACCACCUUUCUCCAUGGACUAGUAGUAACAUGGAUUUCUUAAAUCGUCGGCAGUUCUAAAAAUAUAUCCAUAGAUAUUUUUUUGACACUGCAAGUUAAAUAAGAUUUUUACAAAAAUGAAGAACAUCAUGUCCAUGCAGUAAACCGUUGAGGAGUUCCCACGU
Messenger RNA from Plodia interpunctella (Indianmeal moth), 1210 nucleotides. RefSeq names its product pancreatic triacylglycerol lipase-like. Gene Ontology annotation, biological process: lipid catabolic process. The transcript has 6 exons. The record is from RefSeq and is a predicted model, not a curated record. Lineage: Eukaryota; Metazoa; Arthropoda; Insecta; Lepidoptera; Pyralidae. The coding region runs from base 47 to 1069 and encodes 340 amino acids. Gene Ontology annotation, molecular function: lipase activity.